Molecule: messenger RNA, 372 nt
Organism: Dermacentor silvarum
Lineage: Eukaryota; Metazoa; Arthropoda; Arachnida; Ixodida; Ixodidae
Exons: 3
Coding region: 38-355 (105 amino acids)
Source: RefSeq, a predicted model, not a curated record
AACAAGUCCGGACUGGGGUGCCACCUGGCGUGCAGAGAUGGAGAUGGUGCCUGCUGCCUACUCUGUGGAUAAUUUUGAGCCCAGCCCUCUCCAGGAGCUGGUGUGCACCAUGUCCGGUUGCGGCCCCUUUUGUCGUCGAGAGAUGCCCGCGGCAACAAGUGCGGACCGGGUUGCCACCUGGCCUGCAGAGAUGGUGCCUGCUGCCUACUCCGUGGAUAACUUCGAGCCCAGGCCUGUUCAGGAGCUGGUGUGCACCAUGUCCGGCAGCUUCCCCUUGCGUCGCCCAGUGAUGGCCGUGGCAACAAGUACGGACUGGUGUCUCACCUGGCGUGCCUGCCGCCUACUCUGUGGAUAACUGAGGAUGUGGCUACC